This is a messenger RNA of Leishmania major strain Friedlin, 2478 nucleotides long. RefSeq lists its product as hypothetical. The record is from RefSeq and is a predicted model, not a curated record. Lineage: Eukaryota; Euglenozoa; Kinetoplastea; Trypanosomatida; Trypanosomatidae. The coding region runs from base 1 to 2478 and encodes 825 amino acids. The transcript has a single exon.
AUGAAAACAAAGCCGAAACACUCGAAAGAGGAGUCCGCGUCGCCCUACUUUGGCGCCACGUCUGUCCCGCUGCACAGUAGAGAUGAGGCGCCAUCGAAGCGACGCACGAACAGCACGCCGAGAAGCCCGCAACUGAAGCGCAGCUCGUCGAAAUCGGGUCGACUCGCUGUCGAUGCCAAAGCCACCACUAAGGUGAAUGCUGCAUGCGGGAGGGCUCGACAACGUCCGAAUCAAAACUCCGGCAAACUGGAUGCUCGCAAGAAGUCUGCAUCAUCGUCGUCCCGUCGUGAAAGCGGAAAAGUGGCCACGGCGCUGCGAAGGUCACGACCACAAGAAGCGCCCGUCAACAGCGAUGACGACGCUCCAAGCUCGACAGGCCAGUUAUAUGAGUCUAUCGGCGCCAGUCCGUCUGCGGUUGCACUGCAAUCCCAGACGAGCGACGGCGAAUACUUCUUGCCAGACUGGAGCGUCAGCAGCGAAGCGCCACCGGCGAUCCAUCGGACAGGCUUUCCUCUGAACCGCCCCUCCAGUGAGCUCCGCCGUAACUUGCUUAAUGCCAACAGCAGCAGUGAUGCCGUGCCGCACACGACGGACCGGACUCUUCGAGAGCAUAUGGAUAUGAGCAGCAGCUGGACACCGCAGUCGCAGAAGCCGCUCCUUUGGGGCAUCAGCCCCAAAGCUGCCCCGAAGCACCCGAAAGACAGCAGUGCGACCCCCAGCACAGUCCGCUGCUACUCACAGUACCACAUGGCAAGCAGUACCUCUUCCUCGCUCCUAUUCGGUGCGCCCUAUCAGGUUCAGCAGCAGCGCAAGGCGGCGCGCACGGCACCAUCAGAUCUCAACCCCGAAAACUUCUAUCCCCCGAUCCUCAUGAGGCCGCCCAGCGAUCGUCACCAGCGCACGGAGGACAGCUGCAACGCUUCGCGACAGCUGCGAAGUCGAUUCGACGUAGCGAACGGCGAUGUUGCCGCCACAAGUGGCAAGCGGGGAGACUUCUUGAAGCUCUGUGGUGGCAGCAUCACAUGGCUCAAUGACAGCCGCGCAGAUGACAUCUCGCCUCUCGCUGCGCAGCGAAGCUCUCGAGCUGUCGACGCGGGCUCCCUUGGAACGCUAUCGUCUGCCUUCUUCUCGACUACCUCUCGGUCACCGCCACAGUCGCUCUUCCGGGUGCCCAUGAGCAUGAGUCCCUGCGCCACCCCCCGCAACACCAGAAACGGCUUUGACAGGGGAUCGGUCGUGUGGAAAUUCGUGUACGGAACCGACAAGGAUGGUGACGACGAAGAGAGCCCGCUCGCGUCUGGGAGACACUGGACGGGUGCCGCUGGUCGGCGUGGCACAGGUGGCCUCUAUCAGAGCCCCUUUCACUCCGCAACAGGACCCCUGCCUCUCUCUGAAAGCGACCCGAACGGCGGCGAGGCAGGUGCUGAUGAGAGGCCGGCACAGCGCCAUGGAAACGUCAGCUCUUUGUACGGCUGCAUGCUUGAUGGUGCCGCCCUGGUGUCGAGCUCCUCGUCGGACGAUGGGGUCGGCGCUGACGAAGACCACGACUAUCGGAUAUCAUCGAGCACGCGCCCGGGCCAGCGCUGCACGCUCGAGAGCAAACGUGCGAUGAGUGUGCUCGCGUGGAUGAUGAAGACCGGCAAGAGCCGGCUGUGCGGUAAAGGGGGCGGCACUCGCGGGGGCAGCGACAACGACGAUGAAGACAGCGAAGACGCCGAGCGCCGACAGAGAUUUUCCCCCACCAGCGCAUCAAAGCGAGAAGGCUGCGGUGCGACGGCACAUCGCAGCGAUGUCGACUCGCACAGGAGCGAGGUGGUGGUGCGGAACGACACGGGCAGCGAUGAGAGUGCGGACGCGGAGGGAGACAGCGAAGGCAAUCCGACCUCGCCGUCGCGGCAGACGGUCUUGCAACGUAUUCUGUCGGGCAUGGGGAAACCCUCCGACCCCAAAGAGGUUGACGAAGAGGUGGCCGUGCAGGAAGAACGAUCUACUCCGCGCAUUGCACCUUCGUUGCCGUCUAGAAGUGGUGCCGGCAGAGGCAGCAGGAACGCGCACCAAAGGGUGAUCCCCGCAGUCGCAGACUGCAAGAGACCCGUUUCCGUUCACUAUUACGGGUCGCCGCGUGCAAACAUGACGCCGCCAGCCGGCUAUCAAGGUUGGUGCGCCGGGUACGGCGCACAAGCGGCCGCCUAUCUGCACAGCCGUUGCAUUUAUCAACCGCUAAGUCGGUCACCGUCGCCGCAAAACGAGAAUGGCUGGAACGCGCAGCUAGCCGAAUUCAUAUCACCAUCCACUCAUAUCGGCUGCGGCGCAUACGCGAGUCCAGCUCCACACACCGUUCCGGUGGCGUGCAGAUCUUUACCUCUGAUGUUCCGGCAGACGGUGACAACCAUGGCGGUGCACGAACUGCUGGGCCUUGACCCCGAGGCCGAAAUCAUUUUUGUGAAGUCACCCGUCUGGAAACACUUGCCUCGCUAG